This is a messenger RNA of Haplochromis burtoni (Burton's mouthbrooder), 2688 nucleotides long. RefSeq names its product adhesion G-protein coupled receptor G1. The record is from RefSeq and is a predicted model, not a curated record. Gene Ontology annotation, molecular function: G protein-coupled receptor activity. The transcript is spliced from 13 exons. The coding region runs from base 129 to 1649 and encodes 506 amino acids. Lineage: Eukaryota; Metazoa; Chordata; Actinopteri; Cichliformes; Cichlidae. Gene Ontology annotation, cellular component: membrane. Gene Ontology annotation, biological process: adenylate cyclase-activating G protein-coupled receptor signaling pathway; cell surface receptor signaling pathway.
GAACCACAGCUCUGCUAAGAAUGUGUGAAAUUCUCAGCUCACUUGGUUAAGCACACUUCAACCUGGUAGGGCAGCACAUUGAAUGGUCCUCUUACAGCAUAGAGCUAUUUGUGGACGAGUGAGACACGAUGUGGAUUACACUUUUUCUCUUCAAAAUCAUCUGUUUUUCUAUGUCCCAAGCUGUUGGUGGCAACAACAGUUUCAAAACGCAGAAGCCACUAAGGUGUGAAGAUGUCCUGCUUCACUGUACACAAAGUAGUCUUUUUUGGACACGGUGUUAUGAGGAAAGAACUGCAGCCUGUGAACUCAAAAGACGUAUAUUCGGCUUCAGUCGUCAAACCGUGAACUCAUCACUAGAGGGUGAUAUGAACCCUACAUUUCACCACAGAAUUCACAUCCCAUCCUCAGCUUUCAAAGGAGCUGCCACCACAGUGAUGGCUUCUGUUAUCAACAGCACUUAUUUUAAGCUGAGUCCUCCUCAGAAAAGUAGAUUCCAAUUCCACCGCAGAGAAGGCACUGUGCUCGGAGGAUUAGUCCUCGCGGUGAAGGCAGUUAACAUGACAGAAAAUGGUGAAAUCAUCAGAAAUCUCUUACAACCCAUCAUGUUAUUCUUCAAACACAACAAAAAGUCUUCACAGAUUACAGAUGGAACUUGUGUAUUUUGGCAGGAAUCAGACAAUGGAACAGGUUACUGGAGUGUUAAAGGCUGCAAAACCAAUAAAACUGAAGAUGAAUUUAUUUGCAGCUGCGACCAUCUCAGCUUCUUUGCUGUUCUUGUGAUUGUCACAAACUUGGAAGCGGAGAAGCUAAGCUACAUCACUUACAUUGGAUCAGCACUUUCAGUCGUCUUCACAUUCAUCAGCCUGAUUGUCUUCAUUUGGUUACAUCGGCGGUGUCCUGAGAAGGCCACAGGUCUGCACAUGCAACUUACAGGGGCAAUGUUCUGCCUCCACCUCAGCUUCCUGCUGUGCAGUUUCUGGGAAUGGCUGAGGAAAAAUGAGGACAGCUCAAUUUGCCUGGUUCUUGGUCUCUUUCUACAUUGGUCUCUGCUGGCCACCUUGACCUGGAGUGCUCUGGAGGGGUUUCAAAUCUACCUUUUGCUCAUUCGGGUGUUUAACAUCUAUAUCAGGAGAUACCUGCUCAAACUCUGCCUGGUUGGAUGGGGUUUUCCCACAUUGGUCGCAACAAUUUGUGGGAUUUCAGGUGUUUAUGGAAAGUACACUCUACAACUAAGGGAAACCAAAAAUGGCAAUUCAACAGCACAAAUGUGCUGGAUUAGCAGCGACUUCCAAUCAAAGCGUCCUCUAGUCAGCUACAUCACUACUGUGGCCUUUCCUUUGUUGGUGGUCGUGUUCAACGCCUGCAUGCUGGGGCUGGUUGUGUGUAAGAUGCGGAAAUUAAGAAGUGAUGAUAAGAAGAUGAGCUUUGUAAGCAGCAGUGACUGGAAGGAGAUAAACAAAGAGAAAAGAAAGAGGUUAUGGAGGGACUGUGUCACAGUGCUGGGCCUCAGCUGUGUGCUGGGGUUACCUUGGGGGUUAGCCAGCACUACGUACGUUUCACUCGCUGGGAUCUACAUAUUCACCAUUUUGAACUCCCUUCAAGGUGUAUUUAUAUUUCUUUGGUCUGUGGGUUUGGCCCGGAAGUCUUGAUCGGGCUGUUUCAUUAGUCAGAGACUCUUCAAAAAGUGUUGAACACCAGUUUCAGCAGCCAAUAGCCAAUAACAGCCAAGAUGUAUUAUCUAUGACGUAUAUUAGGUGUUGACUGUUGAAUGAGUUUUUGGGUUUUUGUUGCUGUUUUGUUUCUUCUUUUAUAUGCAAAUGUCUGUUUUGAAAAAAUGCAUUUAUGAUUCUUAUGGUUGUAUUAUUUUUAGUAGAGAAGGCAAAGAUUCUCAACCAUUUACUGAUUCAUAAAAGACAAUUCAUGUAUUAUGACUUAGGUAAGUUACUGUAGAUGGAAACUUUUGUGCUUUCAUAAAAACAUUUGGUUUCACUGCAGGUCAGUCUCUCAGUGAACUAUACACUUUCAGAUAUUUUUGUCUGGCUUUCUCACGUAUGAGUCAAGUAGGAAAACUAUGAUUAAAAUAUUUUAAUGCACAGCAUCAUUUCUACACACUUAAAUGGUCUAAAUGAUCAUUUCUGGAAACUAUCAUAAGGUUUAAAGUUUCAUGUUAGUUUCUUGAGCUAAAAUUGCACCUAACCUUUUGCUUUAGUGGUUUAGGUACAAAGAUUGCUGUCAGUCCUUCUGUUUUAAUCAACAGUACAUCCUGAAACACAAGCCAGCCUAUCACAGAGCCCACAUACCCUCUCAGCAGCUGACUCAAUGUGUAUUAGUCACCUAUAAUUGAGGAGACUAUGCAGACACGCCAUGACUUUUUGCUACUGUACAGAUGAUUGUGAAGCAUGAAUGUUGCAACAUAGCUCAGUGGUUAGUACUGUUACUGAUGGAGUGUUUAACAUGAAAAAAUACUUUUAUUGCUUUGGACUGAACUAACUUUUCAGUGAAAUGGGGCUGCAGACAUCAUCUGAUGUUAUCUGACAGUGCUCAGACUGUGUUUACUGAACGCAAUAUGGAUGAGAUCUUGGCUCUGCAACGGGGAAUUGAUACAGGGAGUGCAGAAUUAUUAGGCAAAUGAGUAUUUUGUCCACAUCAUCCUCUUCAUGCAUGUUGUCUUACUCCAAGCUGUAUAGG